This is a messenger RNA of Onthophagus taurus, 797 nucleotides long. RefSeq names its product Gemin 2 (gene Gem2). The record is from RefSeq and is a predicted model, not a curated record. Lineage: Eukaryota; Metazoa; Arthropoda; Insecta; Coleoptera; Scarabaeidae. Gene Ontology annotation, cellular component: SMN complex; spliceosomal complex; nucleus. Gene Ontology annotation, biological process: spliceosomal complex assembly; spliceosomal snRNP assembly.
UGUUUUGUAAGGUUAUGUUUAAUGUAGCGUCAAAUAUCAAGUAAAAAAGCUUUAAAUAAUAACAUUAAUAAUGUCAGCUUUUGAGGAAGAAAGUAGUUCUGAUGAAGAGAUAACUUUACUUCGAAAAGCUGUUGAUGUAGAACUUCCGAAAAAUUUUGAUCCUACAAAGGUGCCUGAAAAUGGUACCGAGUAUCUUCAUUUGGUUAUGUAUGAGGCUAAACGUUGCAAACAAUGGGUUACUGCAGAUAUUGAUGCAAAUAAAAUUAAAGAGCCUACACUAAAAGUUGAUCUUAUAGAUAAUUGUGAAAAAGCCCCCCAACAAAUGAUACCAUCAAUACAUUGGCAAAAAGAAAAAUUAAAAGCUUUCACUGACUUAAGACAAUUUUUAGAAAAACAUGCAUCUGAAAAUCCUACCAAAUAUUAUAACAGAGAGGUUAUUGAGAAAAUUGUGGAUGCGGAUAUUCCAACUUUUGAGCAAAUAAAUACUUGUAUACAGUCAACUAAGCUGGAUAUUUUGCAGUAUAUUCUAAAUAAAUUGGAUGAGGUUGAACCUGGAGAAACUAUAAAAUAUGAGCAUGGGGUAUGGUUAUACGCUGUUUUGGCAACUAUUGGAAAACCUUUAAGCCCACAUACUUGUCAUUGCUUUAGGGAACUUGCCAGAAAAUGCUCUAAAAUUAGGUCAAAAUUAUCCGCUAACGCAAAUGAAGAUUCUUACACUCCUUUAAAUCUUUUUAUUUGUAUUGUAUCAAGAUAUUUUAGUCAACUAGAUUUAGCUGAUUAAAAUGUCAUAAAAGUAA